AUGUCUCUUCCUUCCGCCGCCCUGAGCCCCGCGGCUCAGCCCCCGGAAGGAGUCUUCGUCCCACCCUUCUUUCCUCCUGGGCCUUUCCGUCUAGACGGCAGCUUCUCCCCUCAUCACGCCUCGCAGCCUCCUCCUCCACCCGCACAAUCCUCUCCCGGCCCUUCUGUGCGUCCACCGUCCAGCCCCGACCAUUUCGUUCGUGACACCGGCCUCCUCGACCCCGUCCUGCGCGUUCCCUCCGCUGGUUCGGCGGUCGCCCCCCAGCCUUCGCCUACUGGCCCUCCGUCGGCUGCUCCACGCCUCGCCCCUUCGCGAUCCUUGCCCGCGCCAUCCGCCCCAGGUCCCAUCGUCCCCACUACGGGCCUCGUCGACUCUGUCCCUCGGGCCCCAGCGGCGGCUUCUCGUGCACCCCCCGCCAGCUCUCGCCCCGCGCCCAUCAUCCAAGCUCCUGGGCUGUGGUUGUACGGGGUCUCUCAGCCACCCCCUGCCGUUGCCCCUAGCGCUUCAACCCCGGGUCCCUCCGCCGCGGUUGCUGCCUCCUCGUCGCGUCCCUCCGGUCCUGCUGCCUCCUCCGGUCCGGCUGCAGGUUCCUCCGAUCCAGUGCCCCCGACCCCCUCCGGUCAGACGGCGGCGUCUCGAACUCGCUACGGCUUGUUUGUAUACGCCCCUAGCCAGGCUUGCAGCAGGCCAAGGUGGGCUGUUCGCUCCGAGGUGUCCAUAAGUCUUUCCCUUCUGGUACCCGUCCCGUCCUUUCCUUCUGACGACUUCCUUCUCCUUUUAGCUACAGCGCGGCUCGGGCUUCGAUAUAUCGGCCCCCACCCCUUGCAGACCAGGCACUCGGUAGCCGGGUCCCUCCAGUUCCUUCCCGACCCUCCGGUCGCAAACGCACCCGCCGACUUACUCGGGGCUUUCCCGUCGUCUUCUAGGGUGGCGAACCCGUCGUCUUCAAGGGCGGCGAACCUUUUGUCUUCCAGCGGGGCCGGUCCUUCGUCGUCGGUGUUGCCGCGGAAAUCGACACCACUGUUCUUUGACAGCCCGGGUAGUACUCCCGCACCCUCCGUCCCUCCGAAUGUGGCCAUGUGCUCCGCCGUGCUUGCCUCCGGUGCGACUCAUGCCGCACAGUUGGCUGAUCGUUCCCGGUCGGCGCGCCGUUCUCGCCUGCCCAUGUCACCCUCCGCGACUCCGUCUGUGGGCGACGAAAAUGAAGUCGAGAGCGAGGACGAGAGCGAGGACGAGCGCGACGAGCUGGACGACAAUGAGGAGGAAGUUGCUGACUUGGUGGGUCAGGUACGCUCCUGGGAGGCGAGCUCGCCUCGCUCCCUCCGGGGCUAUUGCGUGGCAUCCCGAUGGCUGAUCGGUCCGGAUGGUCACCUUCCCAGUCGAGCUUCCUUCCGCCGCCUUCCGCUGCUAUUCACAGCCGGUGCCUGUGCGAUCCUCGUGCCCUCUCACCCUCCGGCCUCUGUCCACUCGCUGCACUCGAUCCCUCCUUGUGUCCGCUCCCUCCUCCUCCGACUCUUCGCCAUGUCUCAGGCCACGUUCAAUUUCGAGCGCGAACUAGACGUUCAGACUGCUCUGGACGUCUCGCAGGUACUAUCACGGCUCCACGGGUCAUUCAGCGAAGACAUCGCAAACAAAGUGUUCAUCGUGAUUCCCCCCGGCGGCGUCCCUUCCCUUUGGCUCCCUGACCUCGCAGUGCUCGCGCUGUGA
Rhodofomes roseus is the source of this 1707-nucleotide messenger RNA. RefSeq lists its product as uncharacterized. The coding region runs from base 1 to 1707 and encodes 568 amino acids. The transcript has 3 exons. NCBI's taxonomy places the organism in Eukaryota, Fungi, Basidiomycota, Agaricomycetes, Polyporales, Fomitopsidaceae. The record is from RefSeq and is a predicted model, not a curated record.